Messenger RNA from Fusarium coffeatum, 930 nucleotides. RefSeq lists its product as uncharacterized. The record is from RefSeq and is a predicted model, not a curated record. The coding region runs from base 1 to 930 and encodes 309 amino acids. NCBI's taxonomy places the organism in Eukaryota, Fungi, Ascomycota, Sordariomycetes, Hypocreales, Nectriaceae. The transcript has a single exon.
AUGACAGACGCAGUAUACUCAACGCCUGAGUGGUAUCGUCAAGCUCGAGAUAAAGAUGUGGACAGCGACAUACAGCGACUGACCGUACAUCACUUCGGAUUCAAGCAAGCGGCAGGCGGGACCUUGGUAUUUGCGCCAGUUGACUUUGCCAGCGAGCCUCGAGCCAUUCUUGAUGUCGGAACCGCAGAUGGUUUAUGGAUGCGUGAGGUGCAAUCGUCUAUUGACUCACCAGGACAAGGUGAGCACGAGUUUCUCGGUACGGAUAUCAAUACAGGUUUCUUCCCAGAAAAUCCACCGACAGGAAUCAAGUUCGUGCAGCUGAACAUCCAGGAUGUGCCACCUCGAGAAAUGCAAAACCACUUCGAUCUCAUCAACCUUCGCAUGGUUCUCAUAGCCGCCGGUUCUGGCGAGGCACAGCGCACUGCAGUCAAUCGGCAAAUUGAACUUCUCAAGCCAGGCGGCUGGAUCCAGAUUGGCGACUGCGAUCGAGUUUGCCCUACUUCGGAAGAGGAGAAUCCUCGUUACCAUGACAUGUUCGCUUGUAUCCGAGCAGUGUGCCAAGCCUCUGGACUGGACCCUCUAGAAGCGCCGAAGAUGAAAGGUUGGUUGGAGGAAGCCGGGCUUGAAAUGGUUGAAGAAAGGACGGCAAUGCGUGCUGUUGGGAAGCGAAAUACAGAUGCUGGGCUUGGACGUCUGGGGAUGGAAGCAGAUCUUAAUAUCGCGAAAGGAUUUGCAGCUGGUGCUAAAUGUAAGUCUGAUCUAGAGUCAACGGGAAGUCACAUGCUUAUCGAGGUUUUAGCUCUGUCCUCAUCUUCGAAGCCGUUAUCAGAUAAACGGCUGGAUUCAUUGGUGCAAGAUCUGGAGGUGGAGCUGACCAACACCGGGGCAUACUUCCCGAUGCGAUUCAUUUGGGGCAGAAAACCAUUAUGA